ACCCAGAAGCGCCCGCGCAGGGUAGGCCGCCCGCGGAAGCGAUGAGGGUUCUAGUGAGGCGCUGCUGGGGGCCCUUGCCAGGCGGUAGCGGCGCUGGCCGGAGACCGAGCCCCCAGUGUCGAUCGCUGGCAAGGCUCGGUGGGUCCCCUGGCGGGGAGGACGGCCGGGGCGUCCGAGUCCGCGAGAAGCCGCCCUGGCGGGUGCUCUUCUUCGGCACAGACCAGUUCGCCCGCGAGUCGCUACGGGCACUGCAUGCCGCCAGGGAAAACAAAGAAGAAGAGUUAAUUGAAAAAUUGGAGGUGGUCACAGUGCCUUCACCGUCACCAAAAGGACUGCCAGUGAAGCAAUAUGCUGUCCAGUCUCAGCUGCCAGUGUAUGAAUGGCCAGAUGUGGGAACUGGAGAAUAUGAUGUUGGAGUGGUCGCUUCAUUUGGCCGACUUUUGAGUGAGGCUCUUAUUCUUAAAUUCCCCUAUGGCAUAUUGAAUGUCCAUCCCAGUUGCCUCCCGAGGUGGCGUGGUCCAGCCCCUAUAAUCCAUACUGUGCUUCAUGGAGACACGGUUACUGGAGUAACAAUUAUGCAAAUCAGACCUAAAAGAUUUGAUAUAGGUCCAAUUAUCCAACAGGAAACCGUUCCCGUGCCCCCCAGGAGCACCGCAAAGGAAUUGGAAGCAGUGCUGUCAAGGCUGGGUGCCAACAUGCUUAUUUCAGUUUUGAAAAAUUUGCCUGAAAGUUUGAACAAUGGAAGGCAGCAGCCGACUGAGGGGGUGACACAUGCCCCUAAGAUUUCUGCUGGUACCAGCUGUAUAAAAUGGGAGGAACAAACUUCAGAGGAAGUAUUCAGACUUUAUCGUGCCAUUGGAAAUAUAAUUCCGUUGCAGACACUCUGGAUGGAUAAUACCAUUAAACUUCUGGAUUUGGUAGAAGUCAAUAGUUCAGUUCUUGCUGAUCCAAAAUUAAUAGGACAGGCUGUUAUUCCAGGAUCCAUAAUAUAUCACAAGCAGUCACAAAUACUUCUGGUUUGUUGCAAGGAUGGCUGGAUUGGUGUUCGGUCAGUGAUGCUCAAGAAAACACUAACAGCUACUGAUUUCUACAAUGGAUAUUUGCACCCCUGGCACCAGAAAAAUCCCCAGGCUCAUCCAAGCCAAUGCAGAUUUCAGACUCUCAGACUUCCAACAAAGAAGCAGGGGAAAAAAAUUGUUGCUAUGCAACAGUGCAUUAAGUAGUUAGGAAGAUGGACAAGACCUUACAUAUUUGUAAUUUAUUAAAAGCCUUAUUUACAAGGAAUUACUUUGACUUCAAAGAGUAUGACACUACUGGAGAACAGAAGAUUAUUGUCAGGAAGAUUGAUGACCUCACUUCCCACUUUUGGACAGUAGUUAAACAACUUUUCUACCUGAAUAACAAAAGAAACCUUAAAUAAAAUUUGUAUCUGUGCCAAAGUCAAGGAGAUUGUAUCUUUCCCUAAGAGCAACUACAACUAACGCAUAGGCAUAUAUAUACUGAAGAG
Molecule: messenger RNA, 1507 nt
Organism: Pteronotus mesoamericanus
Lineage: Eukaryota; Metazoa; Chordata; Mammalia; Chiroptera; Mormoopidae
Gene: MTFMT
Product: mitochondrial methionyl-tRNA formyltransferase
Exons: 9
Coding region: 42-1223 (393 amino acids)
Biological process (GO): biosynthetic process; conversion of methionyl-tRNA to N-formyl-methionyl-tRNA
Cellular component (GO): mitochondrion
Molecular function (GO): methionyl-tRNA formyltransferase activity
Source: RefSeq, a predicted model, not a curated record